AUGACGAGCGUCGUAGCCUGGCCACAGAGCACAGUCAACCUGGAGGAGGGGUCAAAUCUCGGAGGCUGUAUCUUCAACCUUGGAGGCGAAACCAUCAAUUACUACGACCUGAAGGCGCAAUAUGCCUACGAGCUCUGGCUCGACAUUUGCGAUGGCCUGACCACAUCGACAGAGUCGUCCACAACUAGCUUGACGCAUAGCUCGACGGGUAGCUCCAGCACGACCCUCUCUUCAACCACACGGACAUCUUCCUCGACAGUGUCAUCGACAUCUGAUACCUCCACCACGACUAAGAGUACGACAUCGCAGACUUCCACUUCAACUUUGAGCACGACAUCCGAAUCGUCGAGCACGACACGGUCAUCGUCAACACAGAGUUCUAGCACGACGUUGACAACUACGUCGGACACCUCUUCCACGACAGAGUCAUCGACAACGGGGACCUCCUCUACGACAUUGAGUUCGACAUCCGAGACUUCUAGCACGACGAUGUCCUCGAGCACGACGCUGACAACUACGUCAGACACUCUGCCACGACACUGA
Molecule: messenger RNA, 543 nt
Organism: Prorocentrum cordatum
Lineage: Eukaryota; Dinophyceae; Prorocentrales; Prorocentraceae
Source: the annotation of a GenBank genome assembly